Molecule: messenger RNA, 1741 nt
Organism: Mucor mucedo
Lineage: Eukaryota; Fungi; Mucoromycota; Mucoromycetes; Mucorales; Mucoraceae
Product: PINIT domain-containing protein
Exons: 7
Coding region: 38-1498 (486 amino acids)
Biological process (GO): protein sumoylation
Molecular function (GO): SUMO ligase activity; zinc ion binding
Source: RefSeq, a predicted model, not a curated record
UUUUUUUUUUUCAACACACAACUAUAACUCACCCGUUAUGAGUAACCAAAUUCAAGUGUUGCAAGCCGAUCUUAGAAAUGCGACAGUAAAGGAAAUUAGUGAUUGUAUGAGAGCGGUCAAUGAGACACUGGGCACUCAACAAAAGCUCGUAGUUUCUGGAAAAAAGGAGGAUAUAAUCAAUAGGUUCUGCGCCUAUAUUGGUAACCUUCUCAUAAACAAACGAACUACCAGCCUCUCAAAUGUCGUUAAAAUCGUCAAUGAAACAGCACCCAGAAAGCUAUCAUGGGAAUACGAAGCAGACCCGAUAAAGAUUACAGUACAAAAAGCUAAACGCGCCACUACUUGUGCUCAAUCUAUUAAUCAAAUAAGCUUCGUUCCAAGCCCGUUUAUUAAGCCUGUCUGUCGAUUAACCUCGAUCAAAGUUUGCCCAGUGGCUGGACAAGCCAGACAAUCCAGAUCGUUCUCUUUCACCUUGACUGAAGAGAAUCGACGAUUACUGGCCACGCACAAUGCUGUCGAUGAAAGGCCUCCAUACCAAAUUCGCUUUUACUGCGCAAAAUAUACAGGCGCCACUGAGCAGUUACAGCUUGAGUUCCCUGGUAUAUGUGAAUUGAAAAUCAAUGAGAAUGUUAUCCCUGGACACAGUUUACGAUGUUUAAAGAGCAAACCCGGUACAGUCAAUCCACCUGACCUGAGUAUCAUGAUUAGAAAGUCUGCACAGAAUAACAUCGAGUUAAUUUAUAUCAACAGCGAAUUCCCAUUCAUCGCCAGCGCCUAUAUUGUCGAAAGGACGCCAGUGCAAACGCUAAUUGAUACAAUGAAAAGUACACGGGUCUUGUCUAAAGAACAAGUGUUGAAGAAAUUGCAGGAAGUCCAAGAAGAUGCGGAUAUUUCAAUGGAGUCAGAGACAGUGUCAACCAAGUGCCCUCUUGCCUUUACGCGUAUUGUCACACCCAUCCGAUCCAAGUCUUGUAAUCAUCUUCAGUGCUUUGAUGCAACUACAUUCUUAACUAUGAAUGAACAAACACCUACUUGGUCAUGUCCUGUAUGUCAGCGACGGAUCGAGACCUGGGAAGACCUAAUCGUAGAUGAGUUCUUCUCGCAAAUGUUAGUUAAUACUCCCAAACACAUUGACAGCGUACGUGUCGAGCCUAGCGGUGUUGUCACUAUUAUCGAUGAAAAUCCAGAUCUGGCGGAAGAGGAGUCCGAAGAGGAAGAAAUCCCAGAGAUUAAACCCGAACCUGAAGUGACUAUUUUACUGGAUGACGACGAUGACGAAGAAGGGGCCAAUAUUUCCACCGCAAACAAUUCUAUACCCGUACCCGUCGCCGCUGCAUCACCUACAUCCGGUGCCAAAAGGGCAUUUUCCCCAGAACUAAUUGACCAAUCACAACAACAGCAAUCCCGCAAAAAACAAAAAUCAGAUGUAAUCGAUUUAACUUUGGACAGUGAAGACGAAAGUGAUGACACAGGGAUAAAGUCCAGAUCUUCAAGGUAAUUGUUUAUAGUGUUUAAACAAAGGUCACAUGUGUCUAAACUUAAAUUAUGCCCAUCAUGUGACCAGCAAACCCAUCUUCUAAUAAAGCAUAUUACAUAAUACUCCAUUACAGUAUCUUUAGUGAAUCAUCAGAAUUUUUAAUAUUGCCGCACCAUGCAACGUUGUAUGGUAGAAGCACAAUUAACAAUAUAGGUCAUGCAGACUAUCUUUCAAAUUGAAAUAAAUAGAUUGCAAAUAUUUUCG